Messenger RNA from Arabidopsis thaliana (thale cress), 932 nucleotides. It is a transcript of the gene PSRP3/1, whose product is annotated as Ribosomal protein PSRP-3/Ycf65. The record is from RefSeq and is marked reviewed. Gene Ontology annotation, biological process: translation. Gene Ontology annotation, cellular component: ribosome; chloroplast. Gene Ontology annotation, molecular function: structural constituent of ribosome. The coding region runs from base 243 to 743 and encodes 166 amino acids. Lineage: Eukaryota; Viridiplantae; Streptophyta; Magnoliopsida; Brassicales; Brassicaceae. The transcript is spliced from 2 exons.
GUCCCUCGAAAAUACUUGAAACAGAGUCUGUAUUUUUAAAAGUCUACUUCUCAAAGCUUCAGGUUUGUAUUCAUGGGCUUAUAAUAAACUCUGUAUUCUUGACCCAUUUAAUGAUGGGCCAAGUCAACAAAGCCCAUAAAUUUGAUAGUCAAACUACUUUGAAACUCCACCCAAAAAUGUGACCAUAUCUUCCUUAUCCAUAUUCUCACAAAAUCUCCAUUGUUCUCUGAGAAAACACAAAAAUGAUGUCAUCAAUGGCACUCUCUUCUACUUCCCUCUGCUCUUCUUUCAUCUCUCAACAUCCAAAACUCUCCAUCACUGCUUCUCCUCCAUUGUUCCAUACCCAAACAACCAAACCCAUCUCUGUAAAACGGAAAAUCAUAACUCUAGCAGCUCCAGAGACACUCACCGCUGAAACAGUCACCGGAAUUGAUACUUCCGACAACACUCCACAACAAACAAUAAAGGUGGUGAAGCCAGAUGAGAAAUCAAGAGUGGUACUCAAGUUUGUGUGGAUGGAGAAGAACAUAGGAUUAGGAUUGGACCAACAUGUACCUGGACAUGGCACAAUCCCACUUAGUCCUUACUUCUUCUGGCCUAGGAAAGAUGCUUGGGAAGAGCUUAAGUCUACUCUUGAAGCUAAACCAUGGAUCUCUCAGAAGAAGAUGAUCAUUCUUCUAAACCAAGCCACUGAUAUCAUCAAUCUCUGGCAACAAAGUGGCGGCAAUUUAACUUCUCAAUAAUCUCUUUUUUGAUUUCUGCAUUUCAAGAAUUCACUUUGUCUAUGAUUAUUAUUGCUAUUGAGAGUUUUUUGUUUAUCUAAACAAUAUCCAAUCACAUUCGACAUAAAAGAUUCAUUUUAUUGGAAAGAGAAAAUGAUAAUAAAAGCAAACAUCAAGCAACUCUGAGUUAUUGUUUCCUUGAAGGACAUA